Trichomonas vaginalis G3 is the source of this 444-nucleotide messenger RNA. RefSeq names its product MYB protein-related family. The record is from RefSeq and is a predicted model, not a curated record. Lineage: Eukaryota; Parabasalia; Trichomonadida; Trichomonadidae. The coding region runs from base 1 to 444 and encodes 147 amino acids. The transcript has a single exon. Gene Ontology annotation, biological process: regulation of DNA-templated transcription. Gene Ontology annotation, molecular function: RNA polymerase II cis-regulatory region sequence-specific DNA binding; DNA-binding transcription factor activity, RNA polymerase II-specific. Gene Ontology annotation, cellular component: nucleus.
AUGGACACCGAAAAGAAAGUUCGAAGAUUCACAAGUAAUGAAGAUGCUGUGAUAACAUCAAUAUUCAAUCUCCACUUGGAUGAUAAAGGAGUUGACUUCUGCGUUGAUUCACUCUUUAAUAUUUUCUUAGGAAUUCAUUCUAAACGCGCGAUAAAAGAUAGAUGGAGUAAUUUCUUAUCAAUGGACAGCGCAGAGUUUACUGAUGAAGAUGACAAACUAAUACAAUCACUACACAAAAACUUAGGAAACAAGUGGUCGAAGAUUUCGAAAUAUUUCAAAAACAAAAGUCCAACACAAGUCAGGAUCAGAUACUACCAAAUGCAACGGAAAGAAAACAGGAUCAGACAAAGCGAGGAAACCCGAAAUACUGAUUCCAAUUUCUUUUUUAAUAAUGAAAUUUCAGAUUUUGAAUUUUUUAAUUUUGAACAAGGAACAAUUUGUUAA